AUGGGACUUAAAGAAAUUCUAGGUCUCGAUAAGAUUCAAAAAGCAUUUAAGAUAAUACAGAAGAAUGGAGGAAUUCGUGGAACAUUAAAACAAAGGUAUCUUAUAGAUACCAAUCGUGCUGGAACUUUUGUUGGAGAAGAUAAAUUUGGAAAUAAAUAUUAUGAAGACAAUAGUUACUUCAUGCCAAGAAAUCGUUAUGUUAUAUAUCCAGAUAGAGUAUGGCUUGAUUAUGAUAGUUCACAAAUUCCUCCAGAAUGGCAUCGUUGGUUACAUCAUAUAAGUAAUGAGACACCUAUUAAUGAUCCACUACCAACACAAAAGUGGGUUUUGCCUCAUGCAGAAAAUCUUUCAAUUAUUGAAAAAGAGAAAUAUAUUCCCUAUUCAACUACUAGAACGAAGAUUGAGUCUUGGAUUCCACCAAAAAAGAAUUAG
Messenger RNA from Strongyloides ratti, 432 nucleotides. RefSeq names its product NADH dehydrogenase [ubiquinone] 1 alpha subcomplex subunit 12. NCBI's taxonomy places the organism in Eukaryota, Metazoa, Nematoda, Chromadorea, Rhabditida, Strongyloididae. The transcript is spliced from 2 exons. Gene Ontology annotation, cellular component: membrane. Gene Ontology annotation, biological process: response to oxidative stress; mitochondrial respiratory chain complex I assembly. The coding region runs from base 1 to 432 and encodes 143 amino acids. The record is from RefSeq and is a predicted model, not a curated record.